Molecule: messenger RNA, 828 nt
Organism: Rhizoctonia solani
Lineage: Eukaryota; Fungi; Basidiomycota; Agaricomycetes; Cantharellales; Ceratobasidiaceae
Exons: 9
Coding region: 1-828 (275 amino acids)
Source: RefSeq, a predicted model, not a curated record
AUGUUUGUUGCCCUCAAGACCCGCCUCACCCACCAAAAUGCCAUCCGAGUACAUCGAACACUCCGGAAAAAUGUUGUAUCCCCGGUUCAGCAAUCAAUUGAAAUUGACUCAACGCCAAACGGCGCAGGUGAAGCUAAUGUUGCAUCCACAGCUGCCGAUGAGAAAAUGGACACGAACGAUUCACAACUGAAGAAGCGGCCUCGAAUCGAUAUGGCUACUGAGCCACGCAAAAAAGGUCGCUCGGUAUUUGGAAUGGUGCUAGGCACACUGAAGAAAGCUAAGGAUGAGGACAAAGCUCGUGCAAGUACAGAGACGGCGAAACGGCGCGCAGAAGAUAGCAUGAUUCGUCAACGACAAUCGACGCUUCCUGCGUUGGCCAACUUCUUGCUCACCACCGAUAACAUUCCUUCCGACUUUACAUUUGACCCUUCCGUAGUUGCAGAGCCUGGUGAUACCGAUACAAAUAUGGCCGAUGCGACCACGAAGGACGGUGCCGCGCCCCGUGGCAAGCAGCUUUCACAAUUUUACCUCUCCCUCCACGAUCCCGCAAUACCCCGUCUGGACCUAGUGCACGCGUUGAUGAAAAGCGGCAGUUUGAAACCAAACGAAUCUUGGCUGCUGAGGAAGAAGCGUGGAAAGUUGAACGCCAAGGGCUUGGAGGAAAUCCAGAUAUUGAAACAGAAUGCUCAAGAGGCUCAAGAAGCUGCUCGAGUCGCCCACAAAGCAGAAGAGGGCGCCGAGAAGCCGACCGAGAACGACGGGGAGCCGGCUCUCAACACUUCUGGCGAAAACGAGUCGAAAAUGGAAGGUGUAGAGGGCGAGCGGUAA